Molecule: messenger RNA, 1775 nt
Organism: Pocillopora meandrina
Lineage: Eukaryota; Metazoa; Cnidaria; Anthozoa; Scleractinia; Pocilloporidae
Source: the annotation of a GenBank genome assembly
AUGAUGCUGCAACGACACAUCUUUAAAAUAAUAAAUCCUUCCAGCUCACUCCACUGUCUUCAGGCUUGCAACGGCGACGUUAAGUGCCAAAGCUUCAAUUACGACUUCUCCGACGACAUUUGUGAACUGAAUAACCACACCAAGGAAGACAAACCUGAAGAUUUCAUCCCUAACUUUACGAGAUAUUAUUAUGGGAUAGCCAGAAAGAGAGGUUUGUAGUUAUUAAAAGAUGUGGAUGUGCUGUUUCUCCUGAUAGGAAGAUAUAUUUUUCUGAACUUUUCUGGGUUAUAUGAAUAUAUCUUCGGGGUUAAAAAUAACAGUUUUACUUCCUUCCUUCGCUGUCGAAGAUAGAUGAGGAGGGGGAGAGGAGAAAGAGAAGGGUGAAGGUCUUCGUUACGAAGACCUAUCAAAAGGUAGGUUUAUUCUUAAUGGCUGUGCCUCGUCCCUUUGAAUUUUUAUGGCGCUAAAUAAUGUGUGAAGUCCUAUUGUUUCAACACGGCGUUUACCCUUUUUUAGAAACUAUUCCAUCUCCAAUUAUUUCGUCAUAAAUGUUUCAUUAUCUAUAGCGCCACUGGGUUCCAUUCCAGAGCUUCCAGCUAAAUCUUGUGAAGAAAUAAAGGCGAGCGAGGGACAACAAGUAGUCAGCGGCCAGUACUGGAUCUAUUCCGCCAAUCAUGGAAAAGCUGUUUUAGCUUACUGCGACAUGGAAACAGAAGGUGGAGUAAUUGACUGAAAAAUCAAACUCGUCCAGUAAAUUCAUUUAUGAGGUUAUUAAUUCUUAGUUGUGUUGGCCCGUACGCAUGUUAGUUUGCACUAUUCAAUGAAUCAUUAACUCAUUCGUGAUCACUCGUUGAAUCAUAUGUACUGUAUUUAUUAUUUCUCUUUUACGUCUUCGUGGGCAGGAGGUGAUAAAUUCGAGCAUUAAAUCCAGUCAAACAAUCAUUUAGAAAAUAGUCACCCCAUCAGCCCGCUUGAAGAUCAAUUUUUCAUUAAUUAGCUAAUCAAGUAAUAACAAUUCAUUUAAUCAAGAAAAUCUCUUAAUCAGUCGUGCAUUGAAAACCUGAUCAAUAAAUCAGUUGACCGAUUGCUUUUGAAAUAUUUAGGUUUGUUUCUUUUAUAAAGGAUUACGUGACUUUUUGGUAUAAAGUAAGAACAGAUGGCAUUCAUACGUUCUGAUCAUGGCUGUUACUAUCGCAUCAUAGAUAUUGACGAAUGCGAAAGUGGUCUCCAUGGCUGCGUUGAAAACUUAGCAAAAUGUGUAAAUACGGUUGGAUCGUACAACUGUGUUUGUAACCCCGGUUACCGAGGGGACGGGAAGACCAGUUGCAUCUUCGUACCGCACGGUGAGUAACCUUCACAAAAAUUUAUCAAUCGUUCAUGGGGAAUUUUUUAGUUUCUGUUUAGUAAUUGUCAAAAUGAGCUAUCCCUUUUAACUGUGAAAACACUUUUGAAGAUUCAGCUUUUCUCUUUUUUACGAUAACUAUUUAGAAUGCUUAAGCUACUCAAACUUGACCAGUGCAACAAGGAAAACCACGCAUCAUACACCACAUGGAGAAGAAUCUUGCGACUCUGUACUUGACGAAGGCUGGUUUCGUUUCCAAGGAGACGCUGGUACAAAGAUGCCCACCAGUUGUGUCCCUGACAGCAGAUGUGGAACUGUUCUACCUGGUUGGCUGAAUGGUAACCAUCCAACAGAAACUGAGGGUGUAGUCAGCAGAACGGUUUGCUUUACUCAUGGAGAAAAAUGUUGUAAGGCACAGUUUUCAUUAAAGUAA